AUGCUAAUUGACAGUUCGCACAUAUCCCGGUCAGGUCCCCACUUGGUACGGCUGUUGAAAGUCAUGCACAAUUCAAGCAACAUGGAAUCCAGCAAAAUCAAGACCAGGACAAAAGUUAAAUUCAUAGUGAAACUCAGUUGGGAGAAUAGGGAAAUCAUUGACGCUCUGGAACAAAGAAUAGUCACAGGGGGUGAAAAAUGGCUCUACCAGUACGAUCCCGAGGACAAAAUUCAGUCAAAGCAGUGCCUGCCCACGGGUGGAAGUGGACCAGUCAAAGCGAAAUCUGAGCGUUCAGGAGGAAAGAGUGUGGCGCCCCCGAGCGGCCCUCCGGAGAACCUCGUUCCCAACGGCGGCGCCGCCCCGAUUCCUCUGGUCGCAGCCGGCGUGCGUUCUCCGCUGACUGUUGAACCGAUUAUUAUAGAAAAAAAAUACGACUAUUUUAUUACUCUCUCUCCUGAACAGAAGCUCCUUAUCGGGGUAGCAGCCGUCCUAUGCCUGGCCAGCUCGGCUUAUGCUUUGACCGAGGAGGAGGAGGUGCUCCAGAAGUCGCCCGAGAAAGCCAGGCUGUUCGUGGCGAGUUAUUACACUUCCACAUUUACAGCCAUAAGCACCUUUACCACAGUUGAGCCUUUCCAGUGUUUCUUUACGUCAGCCGGCGUCCAGGCCUGCACCGGUCGUAAGCUUCGGCGCAUGCGCAAACUCUCCGUUGACAUCGAUGGCUCGAGCGACAGCGGCCUUGCUCCGAGCGAGGGCGGAGUUAGCGCUAUGCAGUCCGAGGGCAAGGACAGUCCCGCCGAAAAGUUCUUCUUCACGGUGUGGCAGACCAACACGUCCACGGCCACAGUGACUACGACCUCAAUCAACUCUUCCAUCACGAUCUCGGCCUCCGCCUACUGCACUUUCUCCGGAUUCACAGGACCGCUUUGCUAGCUUCUCACCAGACGCACCCGAUCCCCUCUCUGCCCUAAGGACUCAGGAAAGUGGAUCGCCUGGCCUGUUCACGGCAAGCUUGGCCAUGAUUAGCCGCCGAAUUUUAAUUAUCUGGACCCUGAAGCACUGGGGACGAACAGGAUCUUGAACAAGUUCUGCUAGUUCUUAGCUUCCUAGCAUAAGUCUGCACAAAUGUAAAUGUUUUGUAAAAUAGUGUAUAUAUAUUAGAUAUUUGACCCCUCUAUUAAAGUGAUUUGACAGUA
Messenger RNA from Penaeus monodon (black tiger shrimp), 1193 nucleotides. RefSeq lists its product as uncharacterized. Lineage: Eukaryota; Metazoa; Arthropoda; Malacostraca; Decapoda; Penaeidae. The coding region runs from base 1 to 930 and encodes 309 amino acids. The record is from RefSeq and is a predicted model, not a curated record. The transcript has 7 exons.